UUCUAACACUGUUGAUUUCUACUAUGUUCUUGAGGAAGGCGUCCUCAACCCAGAAUCAACUGUUGUUGCGAUCUUUCCCUCUCCAAUGCAUUAUGCUGGGCCAACUGAGGUGCAGUGGCAUGCUAAGGCUCGUAUUAAUGUUGGUGCAAAUUUCUAUAUUGUUGGAAGGGAUCCUGCUGGUAUGAGCCAUCCCACGGAGAAAAUGGACCUCUAUGAUGCUGACCACGGGAAGAAGGUUUUGAGCAUGGCUCCUGGCCUCGAGAGGCUCAACAUCCUUCCUUUCAAGGUGGCUGCAUAUGACACAAAGCAAAAGAAAAUGGAUUUCUUCGAUCCAUCAAGGAAAGAUGAUUUCCUCUUCAUCUCUGGCACAAAGAUGCGCACUCUUGCCAAGAACCGCGAGAGUCCCCCGGAUGGUUUUAUGUGCCCGGGUGGCUGGAAAGUGCUCGUUGAAUACUAUGACAGCUUGGUGCCAUCCGAGGGCAGCAGCAAGAUGCGCGAGCCAGUUGCAGCCUGAAAUAUGGGAAGCGCAAGCGGUUCUUUGCGACAUAGAACCCUACUAUAUCAGCACAAGCGGUUCUUUGCGACAUAGAACCGUUGUUGUAUGAUUGUAUACUGGUUUGUAAGACUUAAAAACACUGGGCUUGAUUUGGACGUUAAUGUGUGCUUUGUAAGUGGUGUGCCCUAUCCGCUGGCAGCGUUGCACAUCAAAUGUUUGGUGUUAAUAAGGACAGGCUAUGUAUCCUCUGCCAGAUUGUUGUACAUAUACAUUCUGGUGAUAUAAACAUGAAGCUGUCUUCUGCU
Messenger RNA from Zea mays, 801 nucleotides. RefSeq names its product ATP sulfurylase 1, chloroplastic. Gene Ontology annotation, biological process: sulfate assimilation. Gene Ontology annotation, molecular function: sulfate adenylyltransferase (ATP) activity; adenylylsulfate kinase activity. The record is from RefSeq and is a predicted model, not a curated record. The transcript has 3 exons. Lineage: Eukaryota; Viridiplantae; Streptophyta; Magnoliopsida; Poales; Poaceae. The coding region runs from base 86 to 514 and encodes 142 amino acids.